UCGACUAAUUUGGACGGUCAACUUCCGCCGUGGCCGAUUUACGCAACAGACAGGUAAUCAGUCUGCCCGUAUAAGCGUUUUUCGUGCGAGAUUUUCAGCGAGGAAAAAUGUUGCGCGUCGUAGCGACACGCGUGGCCUCAGCAGCGCGCACCGCAAUUAUGCCGCAGAUCUCUGUCGUCGGCACGCAGUGCACCAGAACUGCCCAUGGUGGUCCCAAGGAGACCGAUGAGGAAUUCGAUCAACGAUAUGUGAAUUUUUUCAACCGCAAUGAUAUCGAUCACUGGGAGAUCCGAAAAGCCAUGAAUGAUCUGGCCGGUAUGGAUCUUGUGCCAGAACCAAAAAUCAUAUGCGCAGCAUUGAGAGCUUGCCGAAGAUUAAAUGACUUUGCUCUCGCCGUAAGGUUCUUAGAGUCUAUAAAAGAUAAAGGUGGCCCACAUGCCGCUCAAAUCUAUCCUUACAUUCUUCAAGAAAUCAGACCCACCUUGGACGAGCUAGGUAUCAAUACGCCUGAGGAGUUAGGAUAUGAUAAGCCAGAAUUGGCCUAUCGAUCAGUGUAUGAAAUGUAAUGGACUAAAAAUAUACUGUA
This is a messenger RNA of Trachymyrmex septentrionalis, 586 nucleotides long. RefSeq names its product cytochrome c oxidase subunit 5A, mitochondrial (gene COX5A). The transcript has 2 exons. Gene Ontology annotation, biological process: mitochondrial electron transport, cytochrome c to oxygen. Gene Ontology annotation, cellular component: mitochondrial inner membrane. The record is from RefSeq and is a predicted model, not a curated record. NCBI's taxonomy places the organism in Eukaryota, Metazoa, Arthropoda, Insecta, Hymenoptera, Formicidae. The coding region runs from base 108 to 566 and encodes 152 amino acids.